Fraxinus pennsylvanica is the source of this 1326-nucleotide messenger RNA. The record is from the annotation of a GenBank genome assembly. NCBI's taxonomy places the organism in Eukaryota, Viridiplantae, Streptophyta, Magnoliopsida, Lamiales, Oleaceae.
AUGAUGCUGAGGAUCAAGAGAGUUCCUACUGUUGUUUCCAAUUUCCAAAAGGAAGAGGCGGAGGAAGACUCCCGCCAUGCCGGCGGCUGCGGCCGUAAUUGCUUUAGAAACUGCUGUCUUCCAGGGGCAAAGCUGCCUAUGUAUACUUUCAAGAAUGUGAACAAGAUUGAAGGUGAAAAGAAAUCAGUUGUCUCUGAAAACAAAGAGCACCCAGUAGCCUUCCUGGACUCCCUUCUUCUUGGGGAGUGGGAGGAUCGGAUGCAGAGAGGCCUCUUUCGCUAUGAUGUCACUGCUUGCGAAACCAAGGUGAUUCCUGGUCAAUAUGGCUUUAUUGCACAACUGAAUGAAGGCAGGCACCUCAAGAAGAGGCCAACGGAGUUUCGGGUUGAUAAGGUCUUGCAGCCCUUUGAUGAAAAUAAGUUCAACUUCACUAAGGUUGGGCAAGAGGAAGUCCUCUUUCAAUUCGAACCAAGCACGGACAACGAAGUCAAGUUCUUUCCAAAUGCACCUAUUGACAUCGAGAAUUCUCCUAGCGUUGUUGCCAUCAAUGUUAGUCCUAUUGAAUAUGGACAUGUCCUGUUGAUCCCUCGGAUUCUUGAAUGCUUGCCUCAAAGGAUUGACCGGGAAAGCUUCUUGCUUGCGCUCUACAUGGCUGCAGAAGCUGGAAACCCCUACUUCCGCUUGGGUUACAAUAGCUUGGGUGCAUUUGCAACCAUCAAUCACCUUCACUUCCAGGCCUAUUACUUAGCUGUUCAGUUCCCCAUUGAAAAGGCUCCCACUAGGAAGAUAACAACUACAAGUGGGGGUGUGAAAAUCUGUGAUAUUCUUAACUAUCCGGUCAGAGGUCUUGUAUUCGAGGGUGGAAAUACUCUGGAGGAACUAUCGAAUGUCAUCUCAGACUCCUGCAUUUGCUUGCAAGACAACAACAUUCCUUAUAAUGUUCUUAUUGCUGAUUCUGGAAAACGAAUUUUCCUCCUUCCACAGUGCUAUGCCGAGAAACAGGCUCUUGGAGAAGUGAGUUCUGAGCUUCUAGACACUCAAGUUAACCCAGCAGUCUGGGAAAUUAGUGGACAUAUGGUAUUGAAAAGGAAGGAGGACUAUGAGGAGGCAUCGGAGGAAAAUGCUUGGAGGCUCCUAGCUGAGGUUUCCCUGUCUGAAGAGAGGCUCCACGAAGUGAAGGACCUUCUUUUUGAAGCCAUUUCUUGCAGUAUGGAGGAGGACAAAGGUGUUACACAGAACAUCCUCGAGGAGUCAGAUGUCAGCCCUCAGUCUCUUGAAGAUGUCGAUGCCCUUAAAGGCUCCCACCCUGCUAUAAUGUCUGUGUAG